AUGCCAAAAAUUAAAAAAAAUAUCGAAAAUUUAAAACACCCCAACAGUCGCAAAAUGAUGUCUUUAGCGAAGAAAAUUAAUAAAGAAGAGAAGAAAAAUAAUAAUAAACUUGGAACCCACAUUAAACACAAUUUAAUUGGAGAAAAGAUAAUGUGGUUUAAAGACAGGCUUCCUGUAGGAUGCCAUGUAUUAACUAGGCCACAAACAUUAGAACUUAUUGAGAGUUAUUUGGCGCGUUUUAAUGAAGAACUAGAUCAAAUAGCUUUAAAAAACUCAAUGGGUCAAAGGAAAAACCGUCAGCAUGCUAGUCGAGAAGAUGUCAUAAACAUAACGAAAAAACGAGAAAUUGAAGAGUUUGAAACAUGUGGCCUGGAAAUGCCAGACUUAAUGGAUAUACAUCAGAUGGAAGUAUUAAGAAAUUGGAAUGGAGAGUUAAGGUUCUUGCAACAUUUUAAACUGCGUAGGUAUGCAAGAAAACAUCUUACAUAG
Molecule: messenger RNA, 489 nt
Organism: Pieris macdunnoughi
Lineage: Eukaryota; Metazoa; Arthropoda; Insecta; Lepidoptera; Pieridae
Source: the annotation of a GenBank genome assembly